AUGGCCACGGCGGCUUCUAACCCGUACCUCCCCGGGAACAGCCUCCUGUCGGCCGGCUCCAUCGUGCACUCGGACGCCUCGGGCGGCGGGGGUGGCGGCGGGGGCGGGGGCGGCGGCGGGGGCGGCGGCGGAGGCAUGCAGCCCGGGAGCGCCGCCGUGACCUCGGGUGGCUACCGGGGGGACCCGUCCUCCGUCAAGAUGGUCCAGAGCGACUUCAUGCAAGGGGCCAUGGCCGCCAGCAACGGCGGCCAUAUGCUGAGCCACGCUCACCAGUGGGUCACGGCCCUGCCCCACGCCGCCGCCGCCGCCGCCGCUGCCGCCGCCGCCGCCGUGGAAGCGGGCUCGCCCUGGUCCAGCAGCGCCGUGGGCAUGGCCGGCAGCCCCCAGCAGCCGCCACCACCUCCGCCGCCGCCACCCCCGCAGGGCCCCGACGUGAAAGGCGGCGCCGGGAGAGACGACCUGCACUCGGGCACUGCGCUGCACCACCGGGGGCCGCCCCACCUUGGCCCCCCACCGCCGCCGCCCCCCCACCAAGGCCACCCGGGCGGCUGGGGCGCUGCCGCCGCCGCCGCCGCUGCUGCCGCCGCCGCCGCUGCAGCCGCGCACCUCCCGUCCAUGGCCGGGGGCCAGCAGCCGCCACCGCAGUCUCUGCUCUACUCGCAGCCCGGGGGCUUCACGGUGAACGGGAUGCUAAGCGCCCCCCCGGGUCCAGGAGGCGGCGGUGGGGGAGGCGGCGGCGGCCAAAGCUUGGUGCACCCUGGGCUGGUGCGCGGGGACACGCCGGAGCUGAGCGAACACCACCAUCACCACCACCACCACCCGCACCCGCCUCACCCGUCGCACCCACAUCACCCGCAAGGACCCCCUCACCACGGUGGGGGCGGAGGCGGCGGGGGAGGCCCGGGACUGAACAGCCACGACCCGCACUCGGACGAGGACACGCCGACCUCGGACGACCUGGAGCAGUUCGCCAAGCAGUUCAAACAGCGGCGGAUCAAAUUGGGAUUCACGCAGGCAGACGUGGGGCUGGCCUUGGGCACCCUGUACGGGAACGUGUUCUCGCAGACCACCAUCUGCCGCUUCGAGGCCCUUCAGCUGAGCUUCAAAAAUAUGUGUAAGCUGAAGCCGCUGCUGAACAAGUGGCUGGAAGAGGCCGACUCGUCCACCGGCAGCCCCACCAGCAUCGACAAGAUCGCCGCCCAGGGCAGAAAGAGGAAGAAGCGGACCUCCAUCGAGGUGAGUGUCAAAGGGGCCCUGGAGAGCCACUUCCUCAAGUGCCCCAAGCCUUCAGCGCAGGAGAUCACCAACCUGGCCGACAGCCUGCAGCUGGAGAAGGAGGUGGUGAGAGUCUGGUUCUGCAACCGGCGGCAGAAAGAGAAGAGGAUGACACCCCCGGGGAUCCAGCAGCAGACGCCCGACGAUGUCUACUCGCAGGUCGGCAACGUGAACGCGGACACGCCACCCCCACACCACGGACUGCAGACGAGCGUGCAGUGA
Molecule: messenger RNA, 1497 nt
Organism: Vombatus ursinus (common wombat)
Lineage: Eukaryota; Metazoa; Chordata; Mammalia; Diprotodontia; Vombatidae
Product: POU domain, class 3, transcription factor 3
Exons: 1
Coding region: 1-1497 (498 amino acids)
Biological process (GO): brain development; regulation of transcription by RNA polymerase II
Cellular component (GO): nucleus
Molecular function (GO): RNA polymerase II cis-regulatory region sequence-specific DNA binding; DNA-binding transcription factor activity, RNA polymerase II-specific
Source: RefSeq, a predicted model, not a curated record